Messenger RNA from Platichthys flesus (European flounder), 2889 nucleotides. It is a transcript of the gene etv6, whose product is annotated as ETS variant transcription factor 6. The transcript is spliced from 8 exons. Bases 1007 to 2401 code for a protein of 464 amino acids. Gene Ontology annotation, biological process: cell differentiation; regulation of transcription by RNA polymerase II. Gene Ontology annotation, cellular component: nucleus. NCBI's taxonomy places the organism in Eukaryota, Metazoa, Chordata, Actinopteri, Pleuronectiformes, Pleuronectidae. The record is from RefSeq and is a predicted model, not a curated record. Gene Ontology annotation, molecular function: sequence-specific DNA binding; DNA-binding transcription factor activity, RNA polymerase II-specific.
CAGAUUUCAGCCCGGGGCCCGCUCAGCCCGCUCCUGGAUCCGCCCCUGUGACCGACUUGACAGAUUGAUCGAUUAUUAAAAGCUUUGAUGUGAUUUAACUAAGAGGCAGUUUCAGUUCCCUUUAAACUCUUCAGUCUAAAAACAUGGACAGCUGUACACGUGCAUGUACUGUUCUGAAUAUAACGGUUAAUGUAAGUGAUAUUUACAAAGAUGCUUAAAAAACCAGCUGUAAUAAAGUCAGUUAUUGUUACUACCACAUCGGAAGAAAUCAGAAAUCCAAAUGGGUCAUUUCCCCUUCUGCUGAUCUCUUUCUGAACUGAUCAGUUAAUGAUUGAGAGGUUGAAGUGGUGAAGAUAACGUCUGUUUUCUCCCAGCAAACAGUCCAACAGCCAGAGAUAUACAAUUUCAAUACCAUGGCCAAAGUAAAUAGGAACAUUUUGAAGGUUCAGAUGUUUGUGUUCUUGCUUUAGAAAAACUUCAAUGAUAUAUUGAUUAUUACAUGAAUCUUUGGGAGAUGUUUUUUUUUUUUACAGUUUUCAGAUUUAGUCAAUGAUCAUUUCAAUCAUGAAUGGAAAGAUUGAUCUAUAAAAGUGAUGAGAGCGUGGUGUAGAUGAAGUGCAGAGUGUGGCAAUCAAAUGUGUGUGCUGCUGAAAUGAUUUGUAGAUUAAUUGAUUAGUCAACAACCAAAAAGUCCCCCAAAAAAAUCUGAUAAUAGAUUCGACCUGUUUGGGAUUUAUUGAGCUAAACAACCACUGGUUCCAGCUUCUUACGUUAGUUGAUCUCAUAUUAUUGUUAUUUUAAUACUUUUAGGUUUGAUGAGUGAAAAACUCUUUGCUCAGUUUAGAACUUGAAUGUGCUGCAUAGCAAUGCUUGCUUAAGCUUGUGUGGCAUUUGGUGAGUUGCUGCCUCCAGAAUGUGCAUCCACAGCUCGACUGGCCGGUGCAUCAGUGUGUUAGACGCGCACAGUGUACAGCACACUGCGUGGAGAUGAGACCGAGGCCAGUCGAUGCUGUGGGUGCAUCGCGAGCAGGAGAGGAGCUCUUUCAGUCCUUCCGCGAACCCGCUGCCAAACUCCACUUCCUCCCCCGUCCAUGCUCCCGCCGCGAGGCCAGCCAGUCGAAUGGAGGACGAGCCUGCCAGGCUGCCUGCGCACCUGCGUCUGCAGCCGGUCUUUUGGAGCAGGGAAGACGUGGCCCAGUGGCUGCGAUGGGCCGAGAAGGAGUUUGCCCUGCGGCCGAUCACCAGCGGCUCUUUCCAGAUGAAUGGGAAAGCCCUGCUGUUGCUCACCAAAGAGGACUUCCGCUACCGAUCCCCCCACUCUGGGGACGUCCUGUACGAGCUGCUGCAGCACAUCCUGAAGCAGAGGAAGCCCCACGUGUUUUACCCCUCUGCCUACUUCCCUGGGAACUCCUUCCACUCGCUGCCUGAGAGCCCUGGGCAGCACGUGAAGCUCGAAGAAACGGUACGACGAGGGCCGCGUGGUACAGAGCCCCUCCCCCAGCAUCCACCAACCAUCGAGCUGCGGCACCGCUCCCGCUCCCCUCUCCACCCAACCCAGCGUCGAUCCCCCCUGGGGCCCAAUCAUCCCCGCCCGGCCAACGAUGAAUCCCUCCAAACCUUCUCAGAGCUGCCAGACAGCAACCACCACCUGCACGAGGAAAUGUACCCCUUGUCCGUGUCCCCAGCCGCACCGAACGGCCGCUGCACGACACCGCGAGAACCCCUGUGCCCAGGCAGCCCAGGGGGCCAGGAGGCGGGCCCUCCUCGCGUCAUCCAGCUCAUGCCCAGCACCAUCAUGAACCCUCUGCUCCUCACCCCGAGCAGGAGUGGCGGGGCUGCCGGCAUUGACUUCAGGCACAGCCGAGGCGGACCCCUGUCCCAGGCGACACACGAGAACGGGCGUGAAAGUAAAAUUCACGGCCACCACCAUGCGCUACCCCUGACACAUCAGCAGCAGCACCUGCUGCAGCAGGAGGAGGCGCUCUACAGGAACCACGUCAUCAUGCCGGUGUCUCCUCCAGAGGAGCCGCAGAUGCCCAUAGGACGGAUAGCAGACUGCAGGCUGCUGUGGGACUACGUCUACCAGCUCCUGUCAGACAGCAGGUACGAGAACUACAUCCGCUGGGAGGAUCCAGAGAGCAAAGUCUUCCGCAUCAUGGACCCCAACGGCCUGGCCAGGCUCUGGGGGAAUCACAAGAACAGGACAAAUAUGACGUACGAGAAGAUGUCGCGAGCACUGAGACACUACUACAAACUGAACAUUAUCAGGAAAGAGCCCGGACAAAGACUUCUGUUCAGGUUCAUGAAAACCCCCGACGAGAUAAUGAACGGACAGACGGACCGACUGGAGCACCUGGAGUCCGACACAGACGAACAAAUCUACAUCAAGGAGGAAUGCUGAGGAACUCCGGGGGGGGGAGGAAAACUGUCCACAAUCUCCUUACUACUUAAACUACUACAGCCGCUGAUGCCUUUCAGACGCAGCUUGAACAAUCGAUGUUGAAUCCGGAGCGCGCGGACGCUCCCUCGUAUCGUUCCUGCGCAGCGAGACGUGAAAUCUGAUCCCUCUUGUGAUUGCCUUAGGAUGAUCCUUUUCUGAAGUUAAACAGACACACACAGCAUCAGUUGUUUUGAUUUCCCUGGUGGGCAGAGACUUUCCAUGUGCUCCCCUCUUUGUUUCUGAAUGAACUGCAGAAGCCAAUCACAUGUGCUUAUGUCACUUUUACGAUUUUGUUUUUGUCUCUUCACUUGCAUUAUACGAUGGAAUUUUGUAAAAAGAAAAUUGUGUGUGUGUGUGCCCGUGCGAGUGCGUGUGUAUGUGUGAGUGUGUGUGUGUGUAUGUGACAGGAAUGUUUUCACCACAGAAUAAACAUUUUUGAUCAAACUGAA